This is a messenger RNA of Cucumis sativus (cucumber), 961 nucleotides long. Its product is annotated as indole-3-acetic acid-induced protein ARG7. Gene Ontology annotation, biological process: response to auxin. The record is from RefSeq and is a predicted model, not a curated record. The transcript has a single exon. Lineage: Eukaryota; Viridiplantae; Streptophyta; Magnoliopsida; Cucurbitales; Cucurbitaceae. The coding region runs from base 173 to 628 and encodes 151 amino acids.
CUUCAUACCCUUUUUCAUUUCUCCAUCUCAAAUCAACAAUUCCCUCUCCAUAUAUAUAUAGUGUAUGUGCACACACACAUACAUGAAUAAUUAAACCCCCAAGUACUCCAACAAGAACCAAAUCAAAACUUCCCAACGUUUUCCCCAGAAAAAUUUUCAAGUUCCAGCAAAAAUGUCGACCGGAAUCGGUAAAUCCAACAACAUCCGCCGCAUCGUGAGCAUCCGCCAGAUGCUGCAGCGGUGGAGGAAGAAGGCUCGAGUGACCGCGUCUUCUCGGCGCGCGGGUGAUGCUCCGUCGGAUGUUCCGGCGGGGCACGUGGCGAUCUGUGUAGGAAGCAGUUGUAGAAGGUUCGUGGUUCGGGCUACUUAUUUGAACCAUCCAAUCUUCCAGAAGCUCCUUUCGCAAGCGGAAGAGGAGUACGGAUUCAGGAACCAAGGUCCUCUUGCGAUUCCUUGUGAGGAGUCGGUUUUCGAGGAGGUUCUUCGGACCGUUUCCCGGUCUGAAUCGGGUCGGUUUUUGAAUCUUCAGGAUAUUCGUCGCCGCUGCCACGUCGACUCUCCGAGUGGUCUCCUCCGUGAGUCUCGGCCGUUGCUUUUUGAUUUCGCCGAUAAAUCGGUUUACUGUUAGUAAAAUGAAAGGGACGACUAACUGAAGAUUCCGACUCGGGCUGAUGAAUCGGCCGAGUUCAACUCAACUCAUUCGACUAACUUAUUAUUAUGAUUAUUACUAUUUUUUCCUUUUGAAAUUUGAUUUUUUUUUUAAUAUAUGAAAAGAGAGAAAUUAUCAUUAUUUGUUUCAAAACAAAUAAAGGAGAUGGGUUAACUCGGUCACCGGGUGGUGAGUCAGCCCUCAGCCCGAGUCGAACCGGAUAAAAGCUCAUUAAUUACUUCAUGUACAUUGUCAUGCCUUUUCUCACCGAUUACAAGAAUGAAGCUUACAUUUUUAAUCUUGUCUUUCGAA